Molecule: messenger RNA, 216 nt
Organism: Echinococcus granulosus
Lineage: Eukaryota; Metazoa; Platyhelminthes; Cestoda; Cyclophyllidea; Taeniidae
Exons: 3
Coding region: 1-216 (71 amino acids)
Source: RefSeq, a predicted model, not a curated record
AUGUUCAAGUGGUUUAAUCAAUUUCAUUUAAAAGAAAGCACACCUACACAAUCGGUUAAUUUACUUGGCAGGAAACAUCUUCAGGUUCCGCAAAAAGCUGAAAAGGUGCCAAAAAUGACUGAGGCUCUCCACUCAGUACUUCGCAUUAUCUGUGCACUGAAUAAUCAUAGUAUCCUUAAAAAAUUGAAGAUUUCACGCAAAUCACUGACUAAGUAG